This is a messenger RNA of Micromonas commoda, 3549 nucleotides long. RefSeq lists its product with no specific name. The transcript has a single exon. Gene Ontology annotation, cellular component: membrane; cytoplasm. The record is from RefSeq and is a predicted model, not a curated record. Gene Ontology annotation, biological process: protein folding in endoplasmic reticulum. NCBI's taxonomy places the organism in Eukaryota, Viridiplantae, Chlorophyta, Mamiellophyceae, Mamiellales, Mamiellaceae. Bases 1 to 3549 code for a protein of 1182 amino acids.
AUGAGGGCCGCGCGCGGGUCUCCGCGCCUCGCAGCCGGGCUGACGUGGCUCGCGCUGUGGGCGGCGUGGACGGUCGCGUCUUUCCCGGGGCCUCGGACGCACCCUUUGGGACCGGUGGUGGGAUCGUCGUGGUGGAAUGGCCCAUCCAGCCUCCUGCCGGUCGCCGCCGCCGCGGAUGCGACGCCUGGGGACGCCGGCGCGGGGGGGCUCGGGACGACGAUCCCGUCGCAUCCCGGUGCGCCCGGGGGGGCGGGGGUGGAGGACCAAACGAAGGCGGGAUCCGCCGCGGCGCCGACGUCGCCUUCCUCGGCGCCCCGGUCGGGUGCCCAAACGGAAGAUCCCGUCGCGACGCCCACGGCGGGGGAGCCGACGGGCGCGCCGCCAGCGGCGUCGUCCGACGACCAUCAGGCGACCGUGACGAUGGUAUCGACGUCCGAUCCGGCCGCGUCCAAGCCUGUCCGGGAAGCGGAUCCCAUCGCGGAGCUCGCGGCGUCGUGCGCCAUCGAGAACUCGUUCAGCCACGACGUGCUCCGGCAGUCCAACGUCACGCUCGCCGCCCUCGGCGGCGACGCCGGCGCCGGAGGAGGGCGGGAACGGAUGGUGUGCACGACGGACGCGGAGAAGGGAUCCGCAGCGUUCGCGGCGGCCGAGGACGCGCGGCUCCGCCGGGAGAAGGAGGCGCGCAAGGCCAAGGAGCGGGAGGCCAAGGAGAAGGCCAAGAUCCCGUCGCUGAAAGACUUCAAGUCGGACAUUGCCGCCAAGGUGAGCGCCGCGAAGGCGGCCAAGGAGGAACCCAAGGAGCACAAGGAGCCCCAAAAGGACAAGGAUAAGGAGCACAAGGAGGGACACGCGACGUCUAUAGAGCCAAACGUUUCGGAUCAGAACGCAACCGGGACGGACCGAGCAGACGCCGCCGGCGAGCCGCCCGCUCCCUCGCCGGGGACCGACGCCGACGUUAACGCGGAGGGUAACGCGAACCGCACGGGUUCCGACGUCGCGGGUUCGAUCUCCGGCGACGCCAACUCCACGGCGACGACGGAGGAGGAGAGGGAGAGGAGGGCGGGGGCGCCGGGGACGGGGGCGCCGAAAGGGGCGGGGUCGGCGAAAGGGGCGGCGUCGGCGGCUGAGGAAAAUCGAGGCGAGCGUCGGGGCGGCGGGGACGAAAAGGCGGGCGGGGAGCCCGCGUCGGAGCCCGAGCGCGACGAUGCCGCGCCCGACGCCGACGCCGUCGCGGGUGCCGCCGCGGGUGCCCGCUCUUCGGCCGAACCCGCCCAUCCGGGCGCGGCGGAGGAGGACGAGGGCGGCGGCGGAGGAGGAAAGAUUGAGGCGAGGUCGGAGCCGCCCGCGGCGCCGGCGACCUCGGCGACCUCGGCACCCUCGGCACCCUCGGCACCCUCGGCGACCCCGGAGGAUCAGCCCGCGGCGGCACCCGCGGCGGCACCCGCGGCGGGCGCGACCGACGGCGACCCGGCCGUCGCUUCUGCUCCCGCCGCUGCUCCCGCCGCCGCCGCCGCCGAGGAGGAGGACCCUUGGAUAAUGCCCGCGUCCGCCGCGGAGGGGGAGGCGUUUAUCCGGCAGUACAACUAUGCGAGUUACGCGAACGGCGCGCGCGUCGUGAGCUCCAAUCCGGAGUCAAAAUCGGCGGGCGCUGCGCUCAAGGAGGACAUGGACUCGUACUACCUCACGCCUUGCGCCGCCAAGAACGGCAGGUGGCUCACCGUGGAGCUCUCGGAGGAGGCGGCGGUGACGGCGGUGACGCUCGCAAACUACGAGUUCCACUCCUCGGGGGUGCGAGAGUUUGAGGUGUGGGCGAGCGCGGCCGGGGCGCACGACCGCGAGGAGGACUGGCGCAGGCUCGGCCGGUGCCGCGCGCGAGACGGGAGGGACGUGCAGACGUUCGUGCUGCCGAGGGGGCACUGGAGCAAGUACGUCCGGGUGAGCAUGACGUCCCACUACGGCCGGCACCACUUCUGCACCCUGUCGCUGCUGAGGGUCCACGGCAAGGACGCGAAGCAGACGCUGGAGGAAGAGAUGGAGGCGAUCAACAGGGAGGUUGCCGAGGUUGAGGAGAUUCUCAACGCCGGGGACGAUUACGAGCCGGCUGGUGAGGCGGUUCAAUCGGGCGGCGGAAGCGGCGACGACGACAAACCCGCGGCGGAGGACGAGGUACAGGUGGCAGACACCGAUUCGCCGUCGGAGCCGGGGGCGGCGCCCGAACCCCCGAUCGAGCCCUCGAUCGGCACCCCCGACGGCACCCCGACGGCACCCCCGACGGAGCUUCCCGCCGACGCGGGGCCGGGGGCGACGUCGGAGGCGAAGCCGCCGGGGGAGAGCGACUCGGCCGGCGCGGACGCGUCGGCGGCUGCGGAUGAUAAAAAAGAGGGGUUCUUCAAGUCAUGGUUCGGGAAGGAGAAGGAGGCGGCGUCGAAGGAGGAGGCGGCCAAGGAGGCGGCGUCGAAGGAGGAGGCGGCCAAGGAGGAGGCGGCCAAGGAGGCCCGUGACUCGCCGCCCCGCCCGGAUCACGCGCUCACCGACCCCGCGAAGGAGGCGGGUUCAAAGUCCCGAUCCGACGAGGAGAAGGAGGACGACGGGAGCGGAAGCGGCGGGGAGGACACGGUCGGGGUCGAGCCGCCCGCGUCAGCAGAGACCGCCCCGGGAUCUUCGGAACGGUCGUUGUCGUCCGAGGAGGCGAAGACCGCCACGGCCGACGCGAGGGAGGGUGCGGAGCCGGCGGCUGAGACGCCGACGACGCCGCCCGCCGCGGAGGCGGCGGCUCAGCCGAUCCAGCCCACCGCCGAGGAGGCUGCCGCCGCCGCCGCCGCCGCGCAGCAGCAGCAGCAGCAGCCCCCGACGGUCGGCAAGGACGACAAGCCGCUCCCGGCGGUGCCCAAACCGGCCGUUUCCGAGCAGCGGCCGUCGUCCCCCGAGAACGUCUUCUCGCUGAUGGCCAAGAAGAUCAAAUCCCUGGAGCUCAACCAGUCCAUGUUCGACCGCUACAUCGAGUCGCUCUCCGCGAGCUACGGCGGCAGGUUCGAAGAUAUCGCGCAGGAGGUGAACGACCUGGAGGAGCUCGUCGCCAACCAGACCUCGGCGCUGGUGGAGCUGGACAAGGCUCUGGACAAGGCGACGAGGGGCGCCAAAUCCGACCUCUCCGUCGCCAUCGAACGCGUCGGACGAGAUUGGGCUAAAAACGCUCGAGAGACGGCGGCUGACGUUCGCGACAAACUCGCAUCCGUCGAGCGCAGGUGGGAGCUGUACCUCGGGCUGACGAUGUUCGCGGUGGCGACGGUGCUGGGCGUGGCGGCGUUCGCGUCGGGGGCGCAAGCGGCGCUGGUGCUGUGGCGCGAGGGCGCCGAGCCGAGCGAACGGGCGCGGCUGGCGGCGAAGGUGACGGCGGUGGCGUGCGUCGUCGCCGGGGCGCUGAGUCUCGGGUGCUACUUCGCGGCGGCGUGGCUGGUGUUUGGGAGGAUGGCGACGAGCGUGUGGGCGGCGGGGGUCCAGGCGGCGGGGGCGGCUUUCGGGUACCUGCGGAUGAACCGGCGGACGUGA